GACAUUGUGCACAAUGUUUUGAUAUUUGUAAAUUGGACAUGUGUAGUGAUGGGGAUAUUUAAUAAUUUUUCUCGCCUUUGAUAUUUCGAAUACAAUGCAAGACGAACAUUUUCCAGCUGCAGAAAGGAUUUUGUCAGAAAUCGAAAAUGUUUUCAGAAAGGAUCCGGAAUUGAAGGAGUUUGACAUUGUGCCAGUGGAAGAGAGCACCAACAAGUCGCCGGUUCUGCAUGCAGAGCACUGCCUCGGGCUGGAGUCAUGGUGCGUGAGGCAUGUGUACUGCCACGCGUACCACCGCCUCAUGGACAUUCGCCAGCAGCGCAUCAGAAGAGAAGACACGCCGUCUAUGUUGCGGCUUCUCGGCGGGGCGCUGCUCCUGAACCCAGACGUGUCGACGUUCUGGAGCAUGCGGCGGGAGAUAAUCCGGGCGGACGUGCAGCUGGCGCACGCCGAGCUACACUUCACAGCCGUGCUGCUGUCGCGCAAGCCAAAGUGCUCGGAAGUGUUCGCUCACCGCCGCUGGUUGCUCGGCAGAUUACUGCAAGUUGGCACUGCUGCGGGUGACGUGCUGGGCGAAGAACUGCGUGUGUCUCAGUACGCGGCAGACCGCUACCCCAACAACUACUACGCUUGGAGCCACCGCAUGUGGUGUAUCAACCAGCUGGCGCCAUCCACCGCAGAACCUCUUAAGGUUCUGUGGGAGGAGUGGGCUGCUUCGAAGCACUGGGUAUUGCGCCACGUGUCGGACCAUUCAGGCCUGCAGUACCGCCAGUUCCUGCUGAAGAAGUUGUCCGCGUACCUGGCCGGCACCGAGAGCUCUGCGGCGCCGGGGUUCCUCCGCCUGCCGUCCCACGGCCUGGAGCGGAGCGACGAGUGUUGGGGCAGCUUCCCCGACCUCCUGGCGUCCGAGGUCGAGUGGAACACGGAGCUCAUCCUCAGGUUCAGCGGCCACGAGGCCCUGUGGUGCCACCGCAGGUUCCUCCUGGCCUUGCUGUGCUCGCACGGCGGCCGCACGGCGCCGCCCGACUGCCACGUGGGCAGCGACGGCACGCCCUUGGAGAAGGAUCUCAAGCUGGGGGAGCCACUGGCGGCCUGCGAACAAGCUCUCGUCAGCAAGUGUCUGCCAGCAGACGUGAACCAGUAUCGUUUGUCGGGCCAGCACUGCAAGUGGCUGGCCAGGAUUUUAUACCUGAAUGUUCAUCAGUGUGACUAGCUAUAUGAGCAAGGCUGUGAUUUGUAUUGUUAAACUGAGAGAUUUAGAAGCCAGACAACCAUCAAUCAAGAUCUAUUAUGCAGGCUGGUGCCUAUUUUCAUUGAAGAAAUUUUAAAACUAUUUGUAACCGUUUAUGAUCUUGAACACAAGCAAACAUAUUGAAUUUUUUUUUAUCGUAGCUACCUUCAGUUGUAUGCACUAAAGAAAUGCAAGAAAUAAAGAUAUAAACACUAGUAUACUGAAAAUUAAACAAGCCGUAUUUUCAAAAUAUUGCACUAAAUGUAAAAAUUCCUAAAUGAUCAAAGAUUUUCUAACAGAUAGCUUAAUAAAUAACAAUAAUAAUGAUUUGAUAGCUUAAUUUCAAAUGUAGUUUUGUGUAUUGAAUAGAUGUAAAAAACCAUUUACUUAAGCUAAUAAAAUAGUUUUAGCCUUUAAUCACUAUUAAAAGAUCAGUAAACUCUAUGUUGGUUAUAUGUACAUGUGAAAAAUUUAUUUUUCCAAACUUUUCUUGGAUUGAAGCUGAAUGCCGUAUUUACCCGAAAGUAAAUGUGACUACAUGUAAUGCAAACCAAAACUUUUUGAUUAUAAGUUUUUUAAAAAAGACUUACGAAUUGGAAAUCUAUAUGUAAGUACAUAGCACUUAAAAAUUAUUAAAUUAUUAGAUAUUCCGUAGAUACUAGAUCCUUUCUGGUGCCGCUUUCAUCUGUAGCGUGAUUUACAUGGUCUCUUUAGAAACACCAAACCGCAGUUAGAAAAAAAAUUGUAUUUUUAUGACUAGUUCAAAAAGGAAAGAAUGUAGUGGGAGGGUUAAAGAGAGGGAGGGGGUGCCUUCCCCAGCAGCCACAGUGGAGAACCCAGUGAUAAACUCCUUAUCCUACACCUCUCAUCUGUCAUGCCUGGGCAGGUUCAGGAGGCAGAAAUUAACAGUGAACACAUUUACACGGAUGUAUUUGCAAGGAAUUUUUGAAAUAAAAUGAAAAACAUGUAGAUUAAUUAAAAUAAUAUAAUUACAAUUUAUGAUAUACAAUUCAUGCAAAAGUUUUGAAAAACUUAUCUACAACUGUUUUAGACAAACUUUAAUUCUAAAAAAAUGGAAAACAGGGGUCAAAGAGGUAAUACGUAACUAGUGAAUAAAUAGAAAGUCUUACUUUGGAAGCUUCAGAAGUGUGUAGUUUUUUUUUUGUUUUUUUUGUUUUUUUUUAUUUACCCCAAGUAAUUUCCUCUCCCCUUCCCAUAAUUUUUUGUAGAGGACCAUUUAGAUUAUACUAUUAUAGUAUCUUUGCUUCCAGUAAAAAACGUCAAGAUUGUAUGGACAAUAUCGUAAAAAUAACACCCUCACACAGAAAGCGUGAUAAUUUACAUAACCUGUGAGUGCCAUUUAACAAUAAUUAGAACGUAUAUAAAAUCGAAUGUGUUGGUUAUUAUUCUGGUUAGAAGCUGAACAUCAUAUAUAUAUUUUAUUUUUUUCAUUUUUUCUAAAGUUUUGGAGCCAUCCGUCUUCAACCUAUCGCGGGGUAUCAAUGCCAUUAUGGGGUGAAACUUUCCUACCUUUUCCAGGUACAAUUUUCAUACUAAUGUUGUGGAUUCAAGGCCACUUGGUAUCAACAUGAGGCUUAUAAUUAAGUCAAAAACUUUCUUUUCCUAAUCAUACUUCUUGUUUGCCCUUUUCUUUAUUAUGUAUUAAUUUUGUACAACCACUACACACAAUUAUAUCUAGAGUAUUCAAAGAUUCAAGUAUUCAAACACAUCUACUAGUUUUUGUGGUAACACCACUUGAUAGUAUUUGGCAAAUAUUGGCUGCCAUCACGACUUAAGAAAGAAGUACAAAGUUUAACGUAAUAUUGCCUUUUGUUCACUUACCUGUCUGCUUACAUGAUUUUUGAUUGUCUGGCUUUUGAGUGAAGUGUAGGAACUUCACACUUGCACAGAAUAAUUCAGUCUGCCAUGCAAAGAUUUUUACCUAUAGUAAUAUUUAAGAAUAAUUCAGUCUGCCAAGCAAAGAUUUUUAUCUAUAGUAAUAUAUAACAUGUACAGUAUUGAUAAAUUAUUUAAAGGCUAAAUGCAGCUUAUUUUUUAAUGAUUUCAUUUUGAAAUCCAACAGUAUUAAUAGCUAAUAAAGUUUAAUACUAAAGAUAUAUUUUGUAUUUUAGUCCAAAGAUAUAGUGUGGUUGCUGACACUAGUCAAGUAGGUACUGUAGUGAUACCAAGGCCAUUGGCUAGUGAUAAUUUAAAUGUAAUAUAAUUUUAAUAAAAGUUUCUUCAAUGUUAAACAAACUUCCAUUUUAAGUUUGUGUGUUAUGUGUUAUUUGAUACAAAGAAUUGAGUGUUUUUGCAUGGUUUUGCUGGCAAACCAUAGCAAUAUGAUGAUAACGUAGAUUCAGUUUUAGUUCGUAAUUUGUGUUUAUAAUUAUGCUUGAAAAAAAAAUUAUGUGUUAGAAUUGGUUGCUGGUUGCUAAGAAUAUUCCACACAGUAUACCAUGUAAUGAUGUGCUGUGAUUUUUUUUUAUAAAUGCUACAUGUAUUUACAGUAUAUAAUAUUGCAAAUGAUUAGUCAAUGUCUCACAAAUUAUUAUGAUUAAAGGGACUUUAUUAAAUAAAAUUUUAGGUUUUUCAAUCUUAUGUCAAUAUACAUAUGUAUUUAUUACUCUUAACAUUUUGCUUUUAGCUUAAUGUAAAAUCAUGUAUGAUUCUUAGCAAUAUAAACCUUAUGUAUAGUUCUUAGCAAAGUAUUGAGGCCCACCAAGAAUGCACAUUAUAUGUCUAUAUACCUGACAUUUACUCAGCAAUGGUACUCUCUCAUGUUUAGUGAGCAUCGUGAGUUCUUGUUAUAUUAUUUUGAUAUAAUGAAUAAUUCUCAGUAGAGGGCUUUAAAAUUGUUUAUAUUUACUAUUCAAUAAAUAUUUAAUUAGUGAC
Bacillus rossius redtenbacheri is the source of this 4123-nucleotide messenger RNA. RefSeq names its product protein prenyltransferase alpha subunit repeat-containing protein 1 (gene temp). Gene Ontology annotation, molecular function: protein prenyltransferase activity. Lineage: Eukaryota; Metazoa; Arthropoda; Insecta; Phasmatodea; Bacillidae. Gene Ontology annotation, cellular component: cytoplasm. The transcript is spliced from 5 exons. The coding region runs from base 95 to 1210 and encodes 371 amino acids. Gene Ontology annotation, biological process: protein prenylation. The record is from RefSeq and is a predicted model, not a curated record.